UGUUGUAUUCGGAAACGGAAGUGUAAUGGAAUAACGACGAAUCAAAGCUUAGGCGGGAACAUGGGUUUUUCGUUUUAUCCAAUCAAAUCCCACAUAUCGCAACAGAGCAACUCUAGACUAGCCAAUGCUGCUAACAGCACACGGUCGUGUGAAGCUAGUGCCCCAUAGCAAGUGAAUAUCGUUUAGAAAAAAGAUCGUAAGCAAAGUUACAUUUCUACAACAAAAACGAUGACUGGCUCAAACGAGUACAAGCUUAACCAGGGCCCAGAAGACAGCAUCUCUGCUGUGAAGUUCAGCCCUAGUACAGCCCAAUUUCUAUUGGUAUCCUCCUGGGACUCUACUGUCCGCCUUUAUGAUGUUGGGGGGAACUCCAUGAGGAUGAAGUAUCAACACUCAGCGCCUGUUCUAGAUUGUGCUUUUUAUGAUCCUACACAUUCCUGGAGUGGAGGUUUAGACACUCAGCUGAAAACCCAUGAUCUUAACACAGAUCAAGAUACUAUAGUUGGGACACAUGAUGCUCCCAUUCGUUGUGUAGAGUACUGCCCAGAGGUCAACGUCAUGGUAACAGGAAGUUGGGACAGAUCAGUUCGGCUGUGGGACCCUCGGACACCAUGUAAUGCUGGCACCUUUAGCCAGCCUGAAAAGGUGUAUACUCUAUCUGUGGCGGGAGACAGGGUGAUUGUGGGGACUGCAGGCAGAAGGGUACUGGUUUGGGACCUCAGGAACAUGGGCUAUGUUCAGCAGAGGAGAGAGUCCAGUCUCAAGUACCAAACACGCUGCAUUCGAGCCUUCCCCAACAAGCAGGGCUAUGUUCUGAGUUCAAUCGAAGGCCGUGUGGCCGUGGAGUACCUGGACCCAAGCCAGGAGGUUCAAAAGAAGAAGUAUGCCUUUAAGUGCCACAGGCUGAAGGAGAAUGGAAUUGAACAGGUUUACCCUGUCAAUGCCAUCUCAUUUCACAGUGUCCACAACACAUUUGCCACAGGUGGCUCAGACGGGUUUGUGAACAUCUGGGACCCCUUCAACAAGAAGCGUCUGUGCCAGUUCCACCGCUAUCCCACCAGCAUCGCCUCACUGGCCUUCAGCAAUGACGGCUCCACGCUGGCCAUUGCCUCCUCCUAUAUGCAGGAGCAGGGAGACAUUAGCCACCCGGAGGACGCCAUCUUUAUCCGCCAAGUAACAGAUGCCGAGACCAAGCCCAAGUAAAUUCCAGCAGGACGUCCUCGCGAUGGUGUCUGGACUACGCUCUUGCCUCGUGUUUGUGAAACAACAGUCAAGAAGAGAUUGUGUAGCUGUGGCACUCACUGGUCUGUAUCUUGCUCCCUUCUGUUUUUUCCAAUAUCCGACUGUUUACAGGCAGAUGACCAUUUGAGAAAAUGCAUCCCUACACCGAUGAUUGUCUUGUAACGUGUAUAAUUCAACAUUCUUGAUUUCCUAAAAUAAAUAGUUUGUUUUUAAAAGUAGAAGUAAAGUAACAUUUCAUAAUCUUGUGAAUACAAUGUAUAUUUUCUUUUUUUUAUGCAACAAUGCAAUAAAUUUGAUUUAAAAUACA
This is a messenger RNA of Osmerus eperlanus (European smelt), 1549 nucleotides long. It is a transcript of the gene bub3, whose product is annotated as BUB3 mitotic checkpoint protein. Bases 229 to 1203 code for a protein of 324 amino acids. The record is from RefSeq and is a predicted model, not a curated record. The transcript is spliced from 7 exons. Gene Ontology annotation, cellular component: nucleoplasm; kinetochore; mitotic checkpoint complex. Gene Ontology annotation, biological process: mitotic spindle assembly checkpoint signaling. NCBI's taxonomy places the organism in Eukaryota, Metazoa, Chordata, Actinopteri, Osmeriformes, Osmeridae. Gene Ontology annotation, molecular function: ubiquitin binding.